AUGAAUCCUUUUAAAUUUUAUAACAAAAUAAAAUAUUUUAGCUUUGGAAGAUUAUCAAGAAGAUAUCUGUACACAGAAUUAAGUAAUAUGGAUGAUUAUUUAAAAAAAGUGAAUGGAGAUAAAUUGGUUGUAGCUCAAUUUGGUGCAUCUUGGUGUGCACCUUGUAAAAAAAUGAAACCAUUGAUUAAGAAGUUAGGAGAAGAUAGUGAAAACAUUGAAACUUUAUACAUAGACAUUGAUGAAUUUCCUGGAGAAAACGAGGAUAUAAAUGAAUUACCAACUUUUUUAUUGAGAAAAAAUGGAAAAUAUUUAGAUAAAAUCAUAGGAAUGAACGAAAAGGAAUUAACUAAUUCAAUUGAAAAACAUCAAAAAGAUUAA
Plasmodium relictum is the source of this 378-nucleotide messenger RNA. RefSeq names its product thioredoxin-like protein 2, putative (gene TLP2). Bases 1 to 378 code for a protein of 125 amino acids. The transcript is spliced from 5 exons. NCBI's taxonomy places the organism in Eukaryota, Apicomplexa, Aconoidasida, Haemosporida, Plasmodiidae. The record is from RefSeq and is a predicted model, not a curated record.